This is a messenger RNA of Nannospalax galili (Upper Galilee mountains blind mole rat), 570 nucleotides long. Its product is annotated as peptidyl-prolyl cis-trans isomerase A-like. Gene Ontology annotation, molecular function: peptidyl-prolyl cis-trans isomerase activity. Gene Ontology annotation, biological process: protein peptidyl-prolyl isomerization. Lineage: Eukaryota; Metazoa; Chordata; Mammalia; Rodentia; Spalacidae. The record is from RefSeq and is a predicted model, not a curated record.
AUGGUCCAUCCCACUGUGCUCUUCAACAUGGAGUUUGAUGGCAGGCCUUUGUGUCAUGUCUCCUUCGAGCUGUUGGCACACAAAGUUACUAAGACAGCAGUAAACGUUCAUGCUCUGAGCACUGGAGAGAAAGGAUUUGAUUAUAAGGGUUCCUCCUUUCACAGCAUAAUUCCAGGAUACGUGAAGGGUGGUGACUUCACCCAUAAUGGCACUGGUGGCAAGUUGAUCUAUGGGGAGAUAUUUGAGGAUGAGCACUUCAUCCUGAAGCACACAGGCCCUGGGAUCUUGUCCAUGGCAAAUGCUGGACCAAACACAAAUGGUUCUCAAUUUUUCAUUUGCACUGCCAAGACUGAGUGGUUGAAUGGUAAACACAUGGUCUUUGGGAGGGUGAACAUUGCGGAAGCCAUGGAGGGCUUUGGAUCCAGGAAUGCCAAGACCAACAAGAAGAUCACCAUUUCCAACUGUAGACAGCUCUAUCACUUUGGACUUAUGUGCAUCUUAACCACCAGACUAUUCUUUCUGUUGCUCAGGAGAACACCCUCCCUCCCAUCUGCUCUCAAUACCCCAUAA